CAGCAAAGGUGCCGAGGCCCCGGCCCUCGUCCAAGGCAACCCACGACCAGCGAAACAUGCGGCGACGAACGCCGCCGGCAGCCUGCCCCCGACCAUGGCGCUUCGAGGGAGAGACGUAGCUCUUGCCGGCGUCGCGUGCUUUAUCGCCUGGGGCUAUGCCGUCAAUUGGUUCCCGGUGCUGCGCUGGGCCGGCCACGCCUUUGUUGGCGGUGUGCUGUUGACCGUCGCUGCCCUGCUCGCUGCCCUGCUCGCGCUUGUGCUCCUGUCCUCGCGCGGCGGGGUCCGGCACCAGCUCCGGAAACCCGCCAGACCCCGUGCCGCCGCCUUUCUUGCGCCCGACGCAUGGACGACCGAGGUCGCCGCGCUGCGGCGGCGCCAGGCCUAUGCCAAGACGCCGUUCUGCCCCGAGUACCCCAGGCUUUCGGCCGCCCUCGACGAGGUCCUCGAGAACAUCCUCCGCGACUUCAUCCGCUCAUGGUACGGGAGCAUUAGCAGCAACCCUGUGUUUACCGACGAGGUCGACAAGGCCAUACGGGGCGCACUGCUUCAGGUCCGCGACCGGCUGCAGAGCCUGGACCUCGCCGAGGUGAUAACGACGCGCCUCGUUCCCAUCAUGACCGCACACUUCCGCGACUUCGCUGACGCCGAGCGCUCGGUGAGGGGGCGCAAGCUGAAUCGGUCCGUCACCGAGACGGAGGAGUUGGACCUUGCGAUUGCGUCAAAAUACAAGCGAGGCAAGCUUCAUCCGGCUGCCAACCUGGCCUUCUCGGAUACCAAGACGGUCCAGCAGGAUUACCUGCGGCAGACCAUGUCCAGGAUUCUGCCUAGGGUCUUGCCCGAGAGUUUGCUUGCCUCGAGAGCCGUCUCGAUCCUAAUCCGCGAGAUCACCGCUUGCGCCGUCAUGUUCCCCGUGAUGCAGAUGUUGUCGGACCCGGAUACGUGGAACCAGUUGAUGGAGAACUACGGCAGGACCGUCCUCCAGGACCGCUCCACUGUCCGCAGGCUCCGUGCCGCGCUAGAUCAACACGCCUCCCCGGCCCCGAAGUCCGGCAGACCCAUCGCCUUUCCGCGUCUGACCCCCACGGACAGCGAGCGGAGAUUCGAGAAGUUCAUCAGGGCCAUUAGGAAGCUCAACAACCUCUCGGAUGCCAGGCGUUUUCGCAGCGAAGUUGCCAGCCAGCUCAAGAGAGACUCACAGCAGGAGAAUGCGGAUCAGGUUUAUCUGCGCCGGCUGGAGAUGGGCAAGCGCUUGCUGGAUCAGAGGGUGCAGCACUUGGCCGCUGGAGGCGGGCGCCGACCACUUCCCCCACCCAUGGAGCCCCCCGCACCGAGCGAGUCGCGGCUGGAGCAUGCUUCGCUCGCCGAGCUACUUCGGGACCCCUCCGCUCUCUCCUACUUCAUGGAGUACAUGGACCGGCAGCGCCUUAUGCCCAUGGUCCAAUUCUGGCUUGUCGUGGAUGGCUUCCGCAACCCUCUUGAGGAUGAUGGCCCCGAGGGUGAGCAACUACCGUUGCAGCUACCCCCGUGGACCGAAUCAGACAGGCUCGACCUCGCGCAGAUCGACGCUGCCUACCUCAGCAGGCCCGAGCUGAAAGUCCCAGACUCCUCGAAGCGCACCAUCCAGGAGUUCCUCCAGGCUGGGAAGCAGGCAACACCUGAGCAGUACUACAGGGCGCGCAGGGCCAUCCUGCGGGCGCAGAGCGCCGUUCUGGAAGAGAUGCGCGUCAAGUACCUGCCAAGCUUCAAAAAGUCCGAUCUGUUCUUCAAGGCGCUGGCGGCCGAGGAGGCCUCAAGGCGCACGGCGUCCUCCACCCCCGUGCCCAGAUCUGGGUCCCCUCUCCCUCGAACCAACUCCUAUAACGCUUCCAAGCCGAGUCCCGUGCCGCGCCUCGGCCACAGGCUGCAUGCAGGUCCCAUCAACCGGCGCUCAGGCUCAACGUCCGACCUAAACGGCAUGCAUGCUAACGCCAACAACGGCCUCGAUCCACUGAUUCUCGCUCCCCGAAGAUCCGUGGACGAGCCUCGCUCCCCGCCCCCCCUAUUCGAUGAAGAUGAAGCUGGAGAGGACGCCUUGGCGGAUUCCGUGGCCAGCCUGGAUCAAGACGCGAGUGCAGCGCCACCGGUACCCGAUACGAAGGUGGUCCAGGCUAUGGAACAGGCGCUCAACGACAUCCUUGAGGAGAGCAAACCGCCAACCACGGAAGAUCUGAGAGCGUCAUUGUUCGGCUAUGACGACGCCGGAAGCGGUAUUUUCUCUCCGGUUAAGGGCCGGUCGAAUAAUGAAGGGUCACCUGCAGCUGCACCGACGUCGAAACGAGGAUCAGUGGAUCUGUCAAGAUCCAGUGGGAGCUUAUUUGAUGCCCCAAGACAUAGUGGUGACCACGCUAGGUCGAGUAGAGGCUCGCUAGACGUGGAACGACCGAAUAAGGGACAAGAAAAGCCCAGCUUGGCGUCUCUGGGCCUCGUGAGCGCGGCGUCGCGGAUCGGCGUGUUUGUCGACGACGACCUCUUUGGCGACGAGGGACAAUUUCUGUCUGAUGAACCCUCCGACUCGGAUGGGGACGGGAAUGAUGACGAUGCCGAUGCGGUGCACGAGGCGGCCCCGGGCGAUCUCGGCCUCGCAGAGGCGAUCACAGCGCUGACCAACGACAUCGACAAACUUUAUACUCAAGAAGCCGUGGUGGAUUCUCUGCUGAAGAAGGCCGAGCUGACCAACAACAUGGCCGAGUUGAGGAUCCUACGCAAGUCUAAGGCAAGUCUCCAGAGAGAGAUACGCCGCAAAGAGCUGCAGAGGCAGCAGUACGUCAUCCAGGAGAGCGACAACAGCCUCUAUGGGCGCUCGACCAUCAAGAUCAAGUCGAUCCAAGUAGGUCGCGAGGAGGACGGCAAGGAAUUCGCCGUCUACGCCAUCGAGGUGUCGCGAAACGCCGGUGAAAGAAUGCCCGCGGCCACGUGGGUUGUCUACCGCCGCUACAGCGAGUUCCUCGAACUACACCAGAAACUGCGCUCCCGCUACCCUUCGGUGCGCAACCUCGACUUCCCCCGCCGCCGCGUGGUCAUGAAGCUCCAAAGCGAAUUCCUCCAAAAGCGGCGGGCCGCUCUCGAGAAAUACCUCAGUGAGCUGUUGCUCCUCCCCGACGUCUGCCGCAGCCGCGACCUGCGCGCCUUUCUCUCGCAGAGCGUCAUCACAGCUGCGAAGGGAGGCGAAAGCGGCGCCGCCGAGCGCGAAGACGGAAACAGCGGCUCCAAGCAGAAAGACAUGAUCUCGCGCCUCUACGACUCGGUCGCCGACGGCAUGGAGGACAUCCUGGGCAGCAUCCCCGUGCUGGACCAGCUCUCCCUUGCCGGCCAGAACCUCAUCGCCGCCGCGACCAACCAGCUCCAGUCUUCGACGACGUCCCUGGGCGGCCUCAGCGAGGACGCCGCCGCGGCAGCCGCGGCAGGCAUAGGCGGGGCCGAAGCCGAAGCGGAGCUCAACGCCUUCGAGAGUAAGGAGGCCGCCGCCGAGGAGCCCUUCGUCAAGCCCAUCUGCGACAUCUUCCUCGAGGUCUUCGAGCUCAACCGCGGCAACAACUGGCUGCGCGGCCGCGCCGUCGUCGUCGUGCUGCACCAGCUGCUGGGCGGCACCAUCGAGCGCAAGCUGCGCGAGAACGUGCGCGCGCUCGUCCAGGAGGACGCCAUGCUGCGCUACGUCGCCCUGCUGACCGCCGCGCUGUGGCCCUCCUCCUCCUCCUCCUCCUCCUCCUCCUCCGGCGCUGGCGGCGGCGGUGAUAGCAGUGUUACGAAUGUCAAGAGGUUGCCUCGCUCGCCCGCGGAGAGGGCGCGCACGCGCACCGAGGCCAGCCUCACGCUUGCUACGCUCGUGCCCGAUCUCGCCGGGAGCGUGGUGGGCAGGCAGAAUGCGCAGGCGGCCAGCCGCAGGGUGUUUGCCACGUUUAAUAAUGCGCGGUUGAAUGCGCAUCUGGCGUUUACGCUGCUGGACGAGUUGGUUGAUAUCUUGUUUGGGGAUUAAGCGGGCACUUCGACCGGGGAUUUACUGUGGAGCGGCUGCAUCGCAAUGGCGUUCUGUUCUGAACUGUCGGGGUCACCUACCUAUCUGUUGGGUCUUGGUUGAUGAGGGUUAUGUAUCUCUUUUGUUGUCUGAGUCUGGAGGCGUCAUGGCUGGUGUGGGUGCUGAAUCUAGCAGUAGUUAAUCUGCGGU
This is a messenger RNA of Thermothielavioides terrestris NRRL 8126, 4201 nucleotides long. RefSeq lists its product as uncharacterized. The coding region runs from base 95 to 4012 and encodes 1305 amino acids. Gene Ontology annotation, molecular function: phosphatidylinositol binding. The record is from RefSeq and is a predicted model, not a curated record. The transcript is spliced from 2 exons. NCBI's taxonomy places the organism in Eukaryota, Fungi, Ascomycota, Sordariomycetes, Sordariales, Chaetomiaceae. Gene Ontology annotation, cellular component: intracellular membrane-bounded organelle.